Messenger RNA from Cucurbita pepo subsp. pepo (vegetable marrow), 958 nucleotides. NCBI's taxonomy places the organism in Eukaryota, Viridiplantae, Streptophyta, Magnoliopsida, Cucurbitales, Cucurbitaceae. The record is from RefSeq and is a predicted model, not a curated record.
AUAUUAAUUUUUCAGAAGCCCGGGAACAUAUCUUAUCGAUGACGAGCGCCUCCCUCGUCAGUUUUUUUCCCCGCCCUUCAAUCCCAGAACAAUGCUCAUCAUGUACUUCUUCGAACCAGAAUCGCGCACUUUUCCCCUUCGCCUCAAGAAAGGAUUCGAGGAAUUCUAUCAGAACCCUUUGUAGUACUUUUCAACAAGAGCCUCUCGUCGUGUCCUCCGAUAAUCUCCCUUUCCAUGGUUCUUUUGUCAAGCCUAUUCAGGAAGUAGAAGGAACCAAAGAUACUGAUGAGCUCAUCCAUGGCGUCUCCAGUUCUGAACCAGAGCCUAAAUCGCAGUUAUCGAGUAGGGUUAAAAAGAAGGCACAAGAAGACGGGGAUAGCCUCGAGAGUAGGUUUAAGCUGCGAAAUGGAAGGGAGAUUUUUGAAGAACAAGCCUACCUCGUUGGCUUAGAGCGGAAAGGAGAUGUUGGCCAACUUUUUAGCAUAGACGAAUCUCUGAAAGAACUGGCACAGUUAGCUGACACUGCUGGACUAAAGGUCGUUGGUUCAACAUAUCAAAAACUAGCUUCUCCAAACCCAAGGACUUACAUAGGAUCUGGCAAAGUUGCAGAAAUCAAGAGUGCAAUUCAUGCAUUAGGUAUAGAGACUGUCAUAUUUGAUGAUGAGCUUUCAGCUGGGUAAGUUUGUUUGUUUUUUUUUUUUUAAUUAUUUUAUUUUAUUUAAAUGAUUCUGUUAAUGGAUGUUAUCAUUUCUCAUGAGUGAGGAAACAGUGCAUCAUUGACAUUAAUUUUAUUUUAUCAUAGUUUCUUUUCCAAUAAGUUUCCUUAAAAGUAGUCUCUGUAGCCAGUUCAUUUCUUGUUUGAGUUGUGAUUAGAGGUUGCUAUUUUGCUAAUUGUUUGGAGGCUUCGCACUGUUUUCUGUUACACUAUCAUCUUGUUCAAGAGAAGCGAACCUUUUUU